AUGUUUCUUUUACUUCCAGAUAUAAUCCCUCCAGAGACUGAACUGAAUGAGGUAAACACGGAAGGAGCUACAGGCGAAAGAAACCACACAACUAAAUCCAGUACAGAAGCAAUAGCCUUGGAAAGACAGCUGCUAUGUAAUUCAUCAGAGCAGGAUGGUAUAGACAGGGCGGAAUAUAAUUCUAUCCAUGAAAACCACAAAUUAGAAUCAAGUAGUGAUGAACUAGACAACAAUGCUGAAGACUCUCCAGAAAAGAUAAACAGUGAGAGUGUAUUGCCAUUCAGUGCAUUAGUACAAGAUGUUAGCAAGAUGGUAGAAAGCAGUGCUACCAAUGUAAACCACAAGGUAGUAUUAGCAUCCUGUCCAGAAAAUAAUACUAGCAAAAAUAUAUCACAUCACAGUCCAAAUAAAAUAACCAGCGAUAGUGCAUUGCCAUUCAGUCCAUCAAUUCAAGGUGUUGACCCAUUACUUCAAAAUGCCAUCCAUAUAAACCACAAAAGAGUGUUAACUGAUGGCAUAGCAAACAAAGUUGCAAUGUCAUGUCCAAUUAAGAAUACUAGCAAAACUGUUUUGCCAAUCAGUCCAUUAGGAGAAAAUGGUGUUGAAGAGACAGAAAAUAACGCUAUCCAUGUAUACCAUGAAGCAGAAGCAGCUGACUGUAAAACAAGACAAAAUGUUCUGCCCUGUCCAGAAAAGAACACUGGCAAGACUAUUUUGCCAAUUAGUCCAUUAGGAGAAGAUGGUGCUGAAGAGACAGAAAAUAAAGCUAUCAAUUUAAAUAACAAAGAAUCAACUGAUGGUAUAGCAAGCGAAAACGCAAAUACUGGCAAGAAUGUUUCAACAAUCAGUCCAUUAGGGCAAGAGGGGACUGAGAGGAAAGACCAAAAUGCUGUCCAUAUUACCAGUAAAGCAGGAUCAGCUGAUUGCAAAGCAGGCAAAACUACACUGUCUUCUCCAGGCAAGAUGGUUUCGUCUACCAUUCCAUCAGUACAAAAUGAUGUCGAGAAGACAAGAAAGGAUGCUGUCCAUGAUGCCAGUGAAGGAAUCGAAAAUGCACUCCCCUGUCAGGAAGAGAAAACCGAUCAAUUAAUGAAUAAUUUUGAGAGGACAGAUAAUGUUAAUGUAAACCUUAAAGAAGAAUCAAUCAAUGAUGAACAAAAUGGCAUUCCACUGGUUAGUCCAGAGAAGAAAAAUGAGGAGAGUGAAUAUUCAUAUAAUAGUCAAUUGGUUCAAAAUGUUAUUGAGAAAACUGAGAAUAGGGAAUCUGUAUUAGAUUCCGAAAAUAUGGAAGAAAUUCAUAUAGCAGCAAGGAAAGGUGAUGCUGAUGAGGUGCUUAAAAUGCUCGAAAAGGGCGAAGACCCUUCUGCCUUUACAAGUGCCAAUAACACUCCACUCCAUUAUGCAGCUUAUGAAGGCCAUACUGAGGUUGUGAAAUUAUUACUGGACAGAAAAUCAGACCCAAACGUUUCGAAUAAUGCUGGUGACACCCCACUUCACCUUGUUGCACUAAAUGGAAAGACUGAAGUUGCGAAAAUAUUGUGUGAAUGCGAAGAUCUUAAUGUAAACGAUCCAAGUGCAACAAGUGAAACGCUACUUGCAUAUGCAAGACAUGGAGGGGAAAAGCCUGUGCUAAAUGUUCUUAGGAAUCCAGAAACCAUUUCACCUGAGGGCAAUACACCCCUCCACUGUGCAUCACUGGCGGGCCAUACAGAAGUAGUUUGUUUGCUACUAAUGAAGAAUGCAGAUGCGAAAGGUAUGACUCCUACCCACCACACACCUUUGCAUUAUGCUGCUCUCAGAGGGAAUGCCAUUCUCGUCAAACUGUUGGUCAGUCAUGGAGCCGAUCCUAAUGCUAAAGACGAACGAAAUAACACACCUCUUCAUUAUGCCGCUCUUUGCGGAUGCACUUCGGUAGUCGAGCUGCUGGUGGAUGAAGGAGCAGACCUAAGCAUUCGGACAGACAUGGGACUCUCAGUCCUUCACAAAGCUUCCUUCUAUGGAAGGCUGUCCACUGUGCAGAAACUUGUUGAACUACAAAAUGCUCUCAUCAGCAUGCGUGACAAGAAAAAAUUGAGUGCAGAAGACACUGCCCUCAUCCGCGGUCAUGUCCAUACGGGAUGGUUGCUCAGCAAAAUUGCACGUCAGGGUUCUUUACAAGAUCAGAAACACUUAAAGAAUAUUUGUGUGAACCUAUACACACAGAGCGGAGACUUCUACCACACUUACUGCAGAGAGAAGAACGCCAGCGCGAAAGCUCUAGCUACUGCCAUUGACUUCGGCGUCUGCGACAUGCACUACCAAGACGAGCAGGGCCAGACGCUGCUCCACGUGGCCGCGGAGCAGAACGACCGACCCAAAAUCCGGGUUCUGCUGGAGCGCGGCGCCCUGCCCACCGCCCGCACCCACGACGGCAAGACACCCUCGGACCUCGCCCGGGAGAAAGGCCACCUGGAGGCUGCAAAGACGAUUGCAGACCAGAUCAAUGUUGAAGAAAAGGAAUGCGAAAAGAACAGGCUAUACACUCGCUUACUGGAUUUGAUAACAAGGGCAGCAAAAGUUAAUUCAAAAGGAGAUAAUGAGGAACAGGCAGCCCGUCUAGCAGCCGUGAAGGAGGCCAGCUCACUGCUGGCUUCUGGUGCCCCUUUAGAGCCCCCAGAAGGACACUCCUACUACGCGCUCCACCUUGCCAUUGCAACCAAUUGCACUCCUCUGUUGACUCUGUUGCUAGCUGCUGGAGCGCCAAUGACAUCGUCUGCUGACGGCUUUGGUCCAGUGCAGUUGGCAUGGAAGACCCCGGACAUCACAACAUGGGUUGGAGUUGUUGUUACAAGGGCUGUGAUCCACAAGAUUCUGAUGGAAAUGUCGCUUCUGGAUCCCCACCUGCAGCUUUCGGCAGAAACUUUAGUGAAGUCCUUGGAAAGAGACAAACCUUGGGAUGCAAGGGUCAUCAUCGCAGAAAACUCUUCAAUAACACUAGAUAAUCAUCUGUUUAAAGCCUGUGCCAGUGGAGCAACCACAUUUGCCUGGUGGAUCUGGCACAGCGGUGGUAGUACUGUGUCCCAGAAUAAGGACAAAAGAACACCCCUACAUGCAGCCCUUGACUCGGGGCACCUCGACACAGCUAAUAGCCUCGUCCUCCACAUGGGGGCGAACCUUUUCCUGUCGGACAAUGUGGGGCGAAAACCCGUCGACCUCAUACCAAAUGAUGACACAAGGCGGCAAGUUAUUAAGUUUGAAGUUGUUUUAGGGUUUUACAGUCCCCUGCACAACAAUCUGAAGACAUGCAUGGGAAUGUAUACAGUCUGCGUUGCCAUUUCUACUGCCCAUCGAGAACGGUUGAACUUAGUUUAA
Messenger RNA from Penaeus indicus, 3351 nucleotides. RefSeq names its product ankyrin-1-like. Lineage: Eukaryota; Metazoa; Arthropoda; Malacostraca; Decapoda; Penaeidae. Bases 1 to 3351 code for a protein of 1116 amino acids. Gene Ontology annotation, cellular component: ciliary inversin compartment. Gene Ontology annotation, molecular function: protein binding. The record is from RefSeq and is a predicted model, not a curated record. Gene Ontology annotation, biological process: protein localization to ciliary inversin compartment. The transcript has 6 exons.